AUGCGCAGGUUGCCCCCCGAAAUCCAGUCAUUAAUUAUCCAGGAACUGGAAGGAAAUCGGGACGUCCUUGUCAAUUGCGCGUUGGUGUGCAAGUCUUGGCACAAGCUCUGUCUUCCCGUGCUUUUUCGCGAACUUAUCAUCGUCGUGGACGAUUUACAAGCGUGCAGCAGCUUCUUGACCAGCUCCCCUCAUCUGCGCCCUUAUAUUCGCAAAGUUACAGUUGAAUGCGGUGGACCUCUCGACAAUCGUGACAUCCCUGAAGAAUGUAUCCUCAAAUCACUUCUUCUCGGGUUUCCACGCCUCGACGAAUUACUAUGCUCCUCUAUUCUCUUCGCGACACUCUCUUCCAUUCUUUCACAACUAUUCAUCACGAAACUUUACCUCAAGGAGGACUUAUACUCUCCCCGCGAUCUCCUACCCGUCCUCGAAGCAGUUGCGCCCACCGUCCGCUCUUUGACAUUGCAGGACUUCGAUUUUAGCGAUGUUACAGAUUUCGGCAUCAAGGAGGGCAGUGGCUCCAUAUUUAUGCCCGUACUCGAAGAACUUGCCAUCGUAUCUUGUGGAAACCUUCCACUUUCUUCAAAGUUCGUCCGGAUGCCGAAUUUGAAGACAUUAUACUGUGCGGGCGAGGACGUGUCUCUUGGUGACAACAUACCGUCACUGCUGAAUACACUUGUCGUGGCCGACGUAAACGUUGCAGGCGACUCAAAACGAUCAGAUCAUUUCAAGCCAUUUGUUGUUGACAAUCUUUGCAUCCGCUGGUGCGAUACGGAUAAACACGACCUCCUUGGCGCCGUCGAAUAUGCGGUCAACACAUUCACCAUCCCGUCAAAGAUCAAGCAUAUCGAGAUAUUGCCUUCCUAUCUCACUACCCUAUUCAGCGAGCGUGCUGAGUUGGACCAGCUUGAAGCCUAUGUCCUUGGUCUCCGUCGGAGCGGGUCCUUUGAUCGACUUACCAUUACGGUUGCGGAGGACUCCAAUCUUGGCAAUGAACCAAUCGACGAUAGGCUGCCUAACCUAAGCAACCUCGGGUUACUUGAUAUGCGGAUUGGAUGUCCCUCAGUUCUAUACCCCCGCUGCACCAUGACAUGUGAGGAUUGGGAGUGGAUGUGA
This is a messenger RNA of Pleurotus ostreatus (oyster mushroom), 1113 nucleotides long. RefSeq lists its product as uncharacterized. The transcript has 2 exons. The coding region runs from base 1 to 1113 and encodes 370 amino acids. The record is from RefSeq and is a predicted model, not a curated record. Gene Ontology annotation, molecular function: protein binding. NCBI's taxonomy places the organism in Eukaryota, Fungi, Basidiomycota, Agaricomycetes, Agaricales, Pleurotaceae.